Dioscorea cayenensis subsp. rotundata (Guinea yam) is the source of this 3197-nucleotide messenger RNA. RefSeq names its product lysine-specific demethylase JMJ706-like. Gene Ontology annotation, biological process: chromatin remodeling. Bases 365 to 2875 code for a protein of 836 amino acids. The record is from RefSeq and is a predicted model, not a curated record. NCBI's taxonomy places the organism in Eukaryota, Viridiplantae, Streptophyta, Magnoliopsida, Dioscoreales, Dioscoreaceae. The transcript has 11 exons. Gene Ontology annotation, cellular component: nucleus. Gene Ontology annotation, molecular function: histone demethylase activity.
UCCACUUUUCCGGUUUUCCAAGAAUCCUCGCCUCGUUCUCAACAGUGCCGGCCUCCGCUACUCCUCUCGCCGCUCGCCGGGAAUCUGUCAUCGUCGCCGGAGAGCCUUGUCUGGCUCGCCGGGACUAGGGGUCCCUGGCCUUGCAAGGACCUGGUUUCGUUUCCUGGAAGAACGGGCUUCGAAGGCUUCGUUCGGUGUGGGUUUCUCGACGUCUUGGGAAAGACUUCGGAUCUCGGCUCGAUUUGUGGGUAUUUGGGUAAUGUGGUUUGAUCUCUGACGGCCGGAGACGGGGAUCGUGAGGAUUUCGUUGGGGUUCUUGAUUCGCGGGACGGUGGAGGGGUCACGGAUCGGGGAUCGGUAUGAAAUGGUGGAAGGAAGAGCAUGCUUGUCUAAAGAGGUUAGAAAUGGGCUAGAAAUUCUUAAGCGCAAAAGACUUCAACGGUUCAAAUUGGGAAUUCUACCUGCAGAGGCAAAUGCUACCAAUAUGAUGACCAGAAGUGGUGGUGAUUCUUUAAAAAGUAAUGCAUCAUGUGGCAUGAAAACAUGCGAAGAUGCAGGCACAAUUUCUUGUGAAAAUGAUCUGGUGAAAGAUGCUUUUGCAAAGCACAAAGUGGAAAAAUUUGACAUGUCUAACUUAGAAUGGAUUGAUAAGGUCCCAGAAUGCCCUGUUUAUUAUCCCACUAAGGAUGAGUUUGAGGAUCCAUUAACCUAUGUUCAAAAGAUUGCACCUGUAGCUUCUAAAUAUGGCAUAUGUAAGAUAAUAUCUCCUAUUAGUCCUUCGAUACCUGCUGGUGUUGUUUUGAUGAAGGAGAAGGUUGGAUUUAAAUUUACAACUAGGGUGCAGCCUCUCCGUCUUGCUGAGUGGGCAGUAGAUGAUAGGGUGACCUUUUUCAUGAGUGGAAGGAAGUAUAGCUUUCGUGAUUUUGAGAAGAUGGCGAACAAGGUGUUUUCUCGAAGAUAUUCUAGUGCAGGCUGUCUCCCUGCUAGGUAUUUGGAAGAGCAGUUUUGGCAAGAAAUUGGUUGUGGCAAGACAGAGUCUGUUGAAUAUGCUUGUGAUAUUGAGGGUAGUGCUUUCUCAUGUUCUCCUGGUGAUCAGCUUGGGAAAAGCAAGUGGAACUUGAAGAGGCUGUCACGGCUCCCAAAGUCUAUAUUACGACUUCUGGGUGCGGCAAUCCCGGGAGUAACGGAUCCCAUGCUGUACAUUGGGAUGCUUUUCAGUUUGUUUGCAUGGCAUGUGGAAGAUCAUUACUUGUACAGCAUCAACUAUCAUCAUUGCGGAGCAUCUAAAACUUGGUAUGGUAUCCCGGGCAAUGCUGCUCCUGACUUUGAAAAGGUAGUCCGAGAGCAUGUAUAUGACCAUGGGAUUUUAUCGUCUGAAGGAGAUGACGCGGCAUUUGAUGUACUCUUGGGCAAGACGACAAUGUUUCCACCUAAUAUAUUAUUAAAACACAAUGUUCCUGUUUAUAAAGCCGUGCAAAAGCCUGGAGAGUUUAUCAUCACCUUUCCUCGGGCGUAUCAUUCAGGAUUCAGUCAUGGUUUUAAUUGUGGAGAGGCUGUAAACUUCGCUAUAGGGGAUUGGUUUCCACUUGGUGCUGUAGCUAGCCAGCGGUAUGCACUAUUGAAGAGGAUACCAUUGCUUCCUCAUGAGGAACUUCUCUGUAAGGAAGCAAUGCUUCUUUCACAGAGAUUGUUCAGUCCUAAUUCUGAAGUUCUUCUGCCAACUGAGGACCUGUCCUCCCAAUGUUGCAUCAAGGUUUCUUUUGUGAUCCUAAUGCGAUUCCAGCAUCGUGCUUGCUGGUUGAUUAUGAAUUCUGGAGCACGAGCGUGCUCUUAUUCAAGUAAAGCUGUGACUCUGUCUUGCAGCAUUUGCCUACGUGAUUGUUACGUGUCCUAUAUUAAGUGUGACUGCAAUAUGAACCCUGUGUGUCUUCGUCAUGAGAUGGAAUUAAGGAGCUGCCAUUGUGGACGUAAGCGUAUUAUCUUCUUAAGGGAGGGUUUUUUAGAGUUGGAGGCUGUAGCAAGAAAAUUUGAGCAAGAGGAGGGAAUAGUUGAAGAGGCACAGAAGCAAGUGUUUCACAGUGAUGACCAAUGCCUAAAAAAUUUAUUUCCAUCCACCAGGGAUGAUGGGUAUAUUCCAUAUUGCAAGCUAAAUUUAUAUUUGAGCUUAGAGAAUGUGGAACAAAGAAUGGAAAUUUCAGAAGAUUUAGAUUUCGUUUCUCAGAGGGAGUGCAUUAAAUAUGAUGCAGAAGAAGCUGCAUGCUCUGCGAUAUCAAUUUCAUCAUUUUCCUUGGGGCAAAAUGACAGCAAUUCUAAAUUUAGUGUAAGUGUUAAAAAUGAUAAAAUGCAAUCAUGUCAUAAAAAGUAUCCUGAUUGUCUGCCAGCUCCUCCUUGUGGGUCUGUAAGAGUAACCCCAUCCAAUAGAUGGAGUACUAGACAUGAAGGCUCCCUUCAUGGCGUUCUAGAUGGUGAUGAUUCUGACACUGAGAUAUUCAGGGUCAAGCGCAGGUCUGCUGUAAACCUGGAGAGGGGCGGGAAUGUUAUUAGUGUUAAGCUUCCUGAACAGCAGGUGUUGAAACGGUUGAAGAAGCUAGAUAACAAAGGUGUUGUUGUGCCUAGACCAUCUGCUUCAUGUAGUCAUGGUCUCAAUAGAAACUUGGUUGGUGGAAUUGCUCCAAUAUCCCUUAAGUUCAGGAAACAACAAUUGGAAUUGGAUGCCAAGGUGGGAAGGGAUGGAGGCGUUGAAACGAAAAGCCAAGGAGCUAUGCAGGAGCAGGGAUGUAUUCCAGUUAAACUUAACAGAGAACAUGAAGGAGGAGGCGCCUCCUAUAGAGCUAGGACCAAAGCGUCUGAAAGUCAGAGGCCCCUCCUUUCCUAACUCGGUUGUUGAGCAGGACAGGUCUUCUUCUAACAGUAGUAGGACUCUAGAUUGCAAAGUGCAAAGUGGUGGACAAUUGUUUUAAACCCAAAAACAAAAAACCUUACACAACAGGUGCUAACUACAAUUCUUGACACGUGGCUCUAACAACUACAGAUAACAACAGGAGGAGGAGGAGGAGGCCAGACACAGGGUGGUGAUUUUCAUUAACUGGCACAAUUUUAGGACAGCAGAUUCAAGUAACUCAUUUUUUUUUAGGUGCCAGCCUCGAAAUUGAGGUUCUGGUGCUGCAGGAUUCUUCUAGGGGGGUUUCAGCCAUCAU